GCCAAAGCUCUGGAACAUGGACCCGGUCAGCGCGUACGCUGGCCAGCUCCACGACCUGCGGAAGACCAUGCGCAAGUUCAAGGACGAUGUGCGCAUGUCCUUCUCCAUGUGGUCGGAGGACAUGGAGAUCCUCGGGGGCAUGCUGUGGCGCCUCCUUGAUCAACACCAAGGACAUCGGCAGCUCUUGCUGGCCGAGGACGCUCAUGCAGCCAAAGUGCAGAAUCUCCAAGACACGAUCGAUCGCCAAGCGAGAGAGCUGCAGCAGCUACAGGGCGACCUCCACGAGAAAGAGCAGGAACUAGCAACGAGACGUGCCACGAAGGACCCAUCUCCAGUGCAAGAGCUCCGCCGGUCUCAACGAAUCCAUGCGUCCGCGGCAAAGUCGUUCACGCAACACACACAGGCGCACAGCGCCAAGCGUAAGAGUACGGUGCUCCUCUAUACGAACCAAAGCAUUCUCAAGAAACUAAGGAACGACGAUGAUACUCCAGGCGAGAGUGAAAACCGUGUGCCAAAGCAAGUGACCUUCCAGUCGCCUGGGCCAAAGCCCAAGCCAUCGCCACGCCGGGUCGCCCCGUCGCGUAAACCGCUCCCAGAUCAGCUACCCACGGCAAGCAGCAAACAACCGAGCCGCGUCCGCGUCCCAACAAUCAAUCACGGCAGCACACUGCCGCCAUCUCGCGUCCUUGUCCCGAUUAAGCAGCCAGCGCCAACAGCUUCCGCAGCCACUUAUUCUUCGACGCGUAAGCGAUGGAGCUAAGGUGACAUGUAAGUCGAAGCCCUCUCUGUAAUUUAUAAAGCAGCAUUGCUAUCCACCA
This is a messenger RNA of Saprolegnia parasitica CBS 223.65, 818 nucleotides long. RefSeq lists its product as hypothetical. The transcript has 4 exons. The record is from RefSeq and is a predicted model, not a curated record. Lineage: Eukaryota; Oomycota; Saprolegniomycetes; Saprolegniales; Saprolegniaceae. The coding region runs from base 17 to 760 and encodes 247 amino acids.